AUGCCGAAAACCGACAUCACAGAAGCGAUCGCGACGACGGACACCGAAGUGAACGAGACGAUAGAUACCAUUCACGAAGCGAUCGCAACAGCAGUCGUCAGGAAGACAGCCGCAGAGGCGAAUCGGAACGCGGUGGACAUGUUUCCAGCAGAGAUAGAAGAAGCGCCGAGCGUUCUUCCCGCAGCGACUACCGGCACUCCCGUGAUUACUCGGACCGUGGCAGUGAACGUUCUGACCGCCGCCGAGACGAUGCUUACGAUUCGCGACACAGAGAUUCAGGCCGCACCGAAUCGUCUCGCUCUGACCGCCGAAGUGAUGAUGGGUUAUGGUCGCACGUCCGAUUCGCGAAGCAGCAGGCGCGAUGUGGAUUUCGACCGAGACGCGGGGUAUGGCCGCGCAGAGUCAUCGCGCGGCUCCGACCGACGGGACGAUGGUCACCGCCGAAGUCGAUCGAGAUCCCGUGACCGACGAGGGUAUUAG
Messenger RNA from Aphanomyces invadans, 480 nucleotides. RefSeq lists its product as hypothetical. Bases 1 to 480 code for a protein of 159 amino acids. The transcript has 3 exons. NCBI's taxonomy places the organism in Eukaryota, Oomycota, Saprolegniomycetes, Saprolegniales, Verrucalvaceae. The record is from RefSeq and is a predicted model, not a curated record.